AAAACACGCAUUUUAUGACAUAAGUUAACCUACGUAGAAGAAGAGCUCAAUAAUGUUCCAGAAAUAGUAAGGCACUCUGAAUCUCAAGAUCCUCUCUCUCGUCUUGAAAAGAGAAGAUGAAUAAAUUAUAUUUGAGCAGAGACGAGCUAGCUCUAAUAAUCCUAUACUUAAAAAAAGCUGAGGCUAGAGAUAAGAUAUGCAGAGCUAUACAGUUCGGUUCCAAAUUCUUGAGCGGUGGGAAACCUGGUACUGCUCAAAAUGUAGACAGAAACACCAGUUUGGCUAGAAAAGUGUUCCGUCUUUUUAAGUUUCUCAAUGAUUUUGACUCUCUUAUUAGCCCUGCGCCUAAAGGAAUUCCUCUUCCUCUUGUUAUACUCGGAAAGUCCAAGAAUGCACUCUUGUCUACCUUCUACUUUCUUGAUCAAUUCGUCUGGCUUGGUAGAUCCGGCAUAUUUAAGGGCAAAAUACUAACUGAGAUCAUUUCACGUAUAUCAAUUCUCUGCUGGAUGGGAUCAUCUUUGUGUAUAAUAGCAAUCCUGAUUUGUGAGCUCAUAUGGCUCCCCCCAUCUAUGAAGAAGAAGGAUAAGGAACUCAAAGAUGAUGACAAGUAUAAUGAUGAGAUGCAUCGUGCUGAGCUCAAGAAAUCAAAAGACAGAAUUCUAGGUUUGAUUAAAUCAAGCAUGGACGUUAUUGUAGCCAUUGGUGCUCUUCAUUUAGUUCCAAUGAUUGUUACUACUCGUGUUACUGGCGCUUUCGGGUUUAUUACCUCACUCAUCUCUUGUUAUCAGGUAAACUUAACCUUCCUUCCAACAAACCCCACUUCCUAGUUCACAUCUUUCAU
Eruca vesicaria subsp. sativa (arugula) is the source of this 841-nucleotide messenger RNA. The record is from the annotation of a GenBank genome assembly. NCBI's taxonomy places the organism in Eukaryota, Viridiplantae, Streptophyta, Magnoliopsida, Brassicales, Brassicaceae.